Molecule: messenger RNA, 1693 nt
Organism: Carlito syrichta (Philippine tarsier)
Lineage: Eukaryota; Metazoa; Chordata; Mammalia; Primates; Tarsiidae
Gene: SSBP3
Product: single stranded DNA binding protein 3
Exons: 14
Coding region: 479-1234 (251 amino acids)
Biological process (GO): positive regulation of transcription by RNA polymerase II
Cellular component (GO): nucleus
Source: RefSeq, a predicted model, not a curated record
ACUUCUCUGAAAUGGAGAGAAGGCGAGGCCGGGCAGUUAGGAGUGGACGUCCGAUGACUUGCAGAUGUGGGUGGAAUGUUGGAGGGGGAGGCGGCUCGGGGCCCCCACGCAGUCCCCUUGGGAGCUUGGCCCCCUUUGCAGUGGCACUGCAGCUCCUGAGUGCUGUGUUUGGGGUGGGACCGGCUGCGAGGCGGUGGGGGGCUUGUUUGGCAGCCGGCGCCCAUCAGACAACUGGAGAGCGCCAGUGCCUGCGUGGCCAUCUGUCCCCACCGCCUAGCUCCCAGCCGCCUUCUGCUUCCCACAGAAGGGCCUGCACUGUUUUGCUGCACAAGGGCACAGGCCUGGCCGGGAGGGGCAAGCCCAGUCGGAUCCUGCCUUUGUUUAUUCUCAUCUCCUUGGGGCUGUUGCUCCCGGGAGUGGCCAGAGUGCAGCAGCUGCCCCGAGCCCUGUGCUGGGCAACAUUCCCCCCAAUGAUGGGAUGCCGGGAGGCCCCAUCCCGCCGGGUUUCUUUCAGCCUUUUAUGUCACCGCGAUACGCAGGCGGCCCCAGGCCCCCGAUCAGAAUGGGAAACCAGCCUCCAGGAGGAGUUCCUGGGACACAGCCAUUGCUGCCCAAUUCCAUGGAUCCCACACGACAACAAGGCCACCCCAACAUGGGAGGAUCGAUGCAGAGAAUGAACCCUCCCCGAGGCAUGGGGCCCAUGGGUCCUGGCCCCCAGAAUUACGGCAGCGGCAUGAGACCACCACCCAACUCCCUCGGCCCCGCCAUGCCCGGGAUUAACAUGGGCCCGGGAGCUGGCAGACCCUGGCCCAAUCCUAACAGUGCUAACUCAAUUCCAUACUCCUCCUCGUCACCCGGUACCUAUGUGGGACCCCCUGGUGGUGGCGGCCCCCCAGGAACACCCAUCAUGCCCAGUCCCGCAGAUUCAACAAAUUCCAGUGACAACAUCUACACAAUGAUUAAUCCGGUGCCGCCUGGAGGCAGCCGGUCCAACUUCCCGAUGGGUCCGGGCUCCGAUGGCCCCAUGGGCGGCAUGGGUGGCAUGGAGCCACAUCACAUGAACGGAUCGCUAGGGUCAGGUGACAUAGAUGGACUUCCAAAAAAUUCUCCCAACAACAUAAGUGGCAUUAGCAAUCCUCCAGGCACUCCUCGAGACGACGGCGAGCUGGGAGGGAACUUCCUCCACUCCUUCCAGAACGACAAUUAUUCUCCAAGCAUGACGAUGAGUGUGUGAUCCCCCUUCUCCGAGACGCAGAGAAAGCCGGCAUUGCAGGCGGGAAGUUGCCAGAAAUUAUGCAAGAAGAAGUGAGGUGUCAUUAUCCAGGAGCUAAGGGGGAGGGCGGCUCCCCGCUCCCCCUCAAGCCCCGCCCCCUCAAGCCCCUACCUGUCCCAGUUUUAGUUUCAUGCAAUAAAAAGGCCGAACUUUUUAUUCCAUAAAACAUGAAGGACAAAACUCAAAAAUGUAUUUCAAGUCAGUGACCAGAAAAACCCCGCUCCUUGCCCCUUCCCCAAAGGACCUUUUCUGUACAUGACACUUUUUUGUUGUUUUUUUUGUUUGUUUGUUUGGGGUUUUACCGUUGUGGGAUUUUUUUAUUUGUUUUCAGGGGGAGGUUUGGGGGGGGAUUUUUAAAAAUGGAAGCUUCCAGCAAGCCCCCACCCCAAUCAACCUCUAUGCUUUCUUCUUUAAAAAAAA